Molecule: messenger RNA, 864 nt
Organism: Closterium sp. Naga37s-1
Lineage: Eukaryota; Viridiplantae; Streptophyta; Zygnematophyceae; Desmidiales; Closteriaceae
Source: the annotation of a GenBank genome assembly
CAACCUCGCGAACUGCUCUCUAAGUGGCUCCAUCCCCUCCACAUUCAGUGCCCUCACCUCCCUCUCUCUCCUCGAUCUGAGUCACAACAGCCUAUGGGGCACAACGCCGUUGUUUCUCAGCCUGCUGACGCAGCUCAGGCGCCUGGAUCUGAGCGACAGCACCUUGCACGGAUCCAUCCCGGGCGGCCUUUGGGUGCUCCCCGAGCUGCGACACCUAGAUCUCUCGUCCAACCACAUCAACUCAACCGUCCCAGCCUCUUUGGGCGGACUCAAGUCGCUCACCGCCCUUGACCUGAGCAACAACAGCUUGACUGGCAGCAUCCCAUGGAGCCUUGGCUUUCUGACGAGACUCGAGUCGAUCAACUUGUCCAAGAACGGCUUGUCAGCCUCCAUCCCAUCAUCUCUCGGCCUCUUGACUCGCCUCUCAACCCUCAUCCUAUCAAGCUGCUCUCUCAACGGCACGGUUCCGGGCAUGCUGAGCUAUCUCACUCGCCUGCACACCCUCGACCUCAGUGCCAAUGCCUUCCAAGGCACUCUCUCUCAAGGGCUGGGGAAACUUCAGCAGCUGCAGCACCUUGACCUGAGCAGAAACCAGCUGAAUGGCACUCUGCCUGAGGGCCUCGGCAGAAGCUCCCUCCUCUCCCACCUUGAUCUCAGCGCCAACUCUCUCAACGGCACUCUGCCCCAGGGACUGCAACAACUCACAGCUCUCACUUAUCUCAAUCUGGCCAGCAACGCCAUCAAUGGCUCCAUCCCCGACUCUCUAGGAAGCCUCACCAACCUCAUCUCUCUUAACUUUACAAAGAAUCUCCUCAACGGAUCCAUUCCAUCGUCAUUUGGUGAAUUCGCCCACCUCCUCUACUU